AUGAGAAUCCAAAUUUUUCUGCUAUUUUUUUGGACAAUUUUCAGCAGCAAAGUUCGGACUCAAAAUUUAGCCAAACCUAUUUAUCAAUAUUUGAAAGGUGAGUCCAAAAAUUUAUGACAAUUUUGAACCUGAAUACGGUAUGUUUUGGCGGCAAAAUGAAAUAGCCUCGAUCGAUAAUUUCAUUUUGAAUAUACGUCUCUUUCCCUUCUCUCUCUAACCCUCUCCUCAUUUUCCAUACUCUCUCAUCUACUCUGCUUCUCUAACCUCUCUCUCUCUCUCUCUUCUUUUUUUAUAUGAUUUUUGGAACUAAAAUAUAUCAAAUUUGGUAUCAAAAUGUAGCCAGUGAUUUUCUGAACAUUUUGAAACCAAAUUUGAAAUGUUUCGCCUCCAAAAAUUAUCAAAAAAUAUUCAAAUUUGAUGCCGAAAUUCCCCAAAUCCUCCAGAUCUCUGUCCCACCGGUCAACUUCCGCUAACUGGCUCAAAAACCGUCAAAACCUGCGCUACAAUUUGCCCGCUGGGCGCAAUUUGCUACAAGGGAAUUUGUUGUGUCCAACAGCCGCAGUGUCGACAUCCCAAGUUCAGGUGAGCUUUUUUCGCGCGCCAAAAACCCUACAGUAUCCCUAAUUUUCCAGAAGCUCCACUGGUUUUGCCUGUCUUCCAAACGUCAAAAAUCACUGUCCCGACAAUUCGCAAUGUGUUUUGAGCACUCAAGAAGGAAUGAGCGUUUGUUGCGCGGCGAAAAUUAGCCAGGAGCCCAAGAAAUCCGCCACAAGGAAAAAUGCUCCGAGCCCGAGAUCAGAAAUCAUAAGUACGGUAGCAUCGGAGGCCACAAUUUGCCCGGUUUCUCAUCCGAUUAUUGCUCAUGAUGGAAAGAGUUUGAUUUUGUGCAAGGAUUGUCAUCAGGGGUAAGUGAAAUUUGCAGUUUUGGGGGUACUGUAGUGUUUUGUGAAUUUCAGAAUUCAGAAUCUUUGCUGUUAAAAAACAUGAAAUUUUUUUGAAACAGUGAAAUUUUUAUCUUAAAAUUUUUUUUAUUGAAAUUAGGCCGUAAAUUUUUGCAGCUCGGGUUACUGUAUAUUUAGUUAGAUUGAAUUUGAUCUAGGCUAGAAGCUAAAACUAAUCAACACAAAAUUAAAUAAAUUUCCAAAAAACUUUGAAACAGUGAAUUUUUUAAAAUAAAAAAACACAUAGUUUUAUUGGAAUUGGGCCCUACAGUAUCCCGAAUUGCAAAAAAACUGCACAUUUUUUGUAGUUUGGGUUACUGUAUCUCUAGAUUGAAUUUGGUAGAGCAGAAGAAAGUAUCAACACAAAAUCAAAAUUUUAGGAUUUUCAAAAUUUUUUGAAACAGUGAAAUUUUCAUCUUUAAAAAAGUUUUUCAAAAUUGAAAUUAGGCUCUACAGUACUCCCGAACUGCAAAAAAACAUGAAAUAUUCCGAAUUUUUGCAGUUCGGGGUACUGUAUCGCUAUAUUUCAAAUAAGAGAACUUGACUUGAAAUUGAAUCUAAAUAAAAAUUUUCAAAAAUUUCAAAAUUUUUUGAAACAGUGAAAUUUUUAUCUUUAAAAAAACUUUUUUCUAAAUUGAAAUUAGGCUCUACAGUACCCCGAACUGCAAAAAACUGUUAAUUUUUUGUAGUUUGUUGUACUGUAUUGUAUCUCCAAUUGAUUUAACAGAAUAAACCAAAAUUAAAAAAUUUUCAAAAAGUUUUGAAACAGUGAAUUUAAUAGUUCAAAAUUACCACUAAAAUUGAGCCCUACAGUACCCCAAACUGCAAAAAAAAAACAUGAAAUAUUCCGAAUUUUUGCAGUUCGGGGUACUGUACUUCUAUAUUUGAAUUAAGAGAACUUGACAUCAAAAAUGAAUAUUAAAAUUUUCCAAAAAUCUCAACAUUUUUUGAAACAGUAAAAUUUUCUAUAUAAAAACCUCAUGUUUUCAAGUCCUAUAAAACUGCAACUUUUUCAUAUUGAAAAAAAUCAAAUUCUUCAGCUCCUACAGUACCCCGAACUGCAAAAACUGCAAUUUUUUAUACAUAGUCAUAAAUUUCCCAAAAAAUCCCAAUUUUUUUCCCUACAGAAUCUGUGCGCGCUUCCGAAAAUCUCAAGUAGAAGUUUGCUGUCAGAGUUCGGACGACAUUUGUGGGCCCGGAAGUCAGGUGUUGAUGGAUGGAUUUGUGCCAAGAGAUUGUGGAAAGAAAUCGUGUGGAAAAGGGUGCGUUUUGGGAUGCCACGUGGCAAAAUAUGUAGAUUUGGAAAUUAAUUUUUUUUAA
Caenorhabditis angaria is the source of this 2261-nucleotide messenger RNA. The record is from the annotation of a GenBank genome assembly. NCBI's taxonomy places the organism in Eukaryota, Metazoa, Nematoda, Chromadorea, Rhabditida, Rhabditidae.